Messenger RNA from Boeremia exigua, 1182 nucleotides. RefSeq names its product pectin lyase fold/virulence factor. Gene Ontology annotation, molecular function: pectate lyase activity. NCBI's taxonomy places the organism in Eukaryota, Fungi, Ascomycota, Dothideomycetes, Pleosporales, Didymellaceae. The coding region runs from base 1 to 1182 and encodes 393 amino acids. The transcript has 5 exons. The record is from RefSeq and is a predicted model, not a curated record.
AUGAAGUUCUCAGUUCUUACAAUUGGAGGUGCCAUCGCUAGCGUGAACGCUGCUGCCCUGGGUGAGCGUUCCCAGUUUGAAGAGCGAGCUACGUAUGCUGUUAUCGGCAAGCCAGAAGGCUUCGCAUCUGGGACCACGGGGGGUGGAAGUGCUGCAUGUGCUAUCCCAUCCAGCGUCGCGCAGUUGAAGACCUGGCUUACAGAUAGCACUGCUCGAUGCAUCGUGCUGGACAAGGAGUACAACUUCAAAGGCACCGAAGGCACUACCACUGAGACUGGAUGUCGGCCAGCGUCCAACACAUGCCCGGGUAAUGGUGGUCAAGACGCAAUCAACAAGGCCUCCUGGUGCACCAACGGAAAUGCAGGUGCUGGCGUCAAAUCUAUCAGUGUUACCUACGAUACCGCUGGUGUUGCGGGUAUCAAUGUAGGCUCUAACAAGAGCAUCAUUGGAGUUGGAUCGAAGGGCGUGAUUCGUGGAAAGGGUCUGCGUAUGGCCAACGGCGCAAAGAAUGUUAUCAUUCAAAAUAUUCAUAUCACUGAGCUCAACCCUCAGUACAUCUGGGGUGGAGAUGCCUUGACUGUGGAUGGUUCAGAUCUCAUCUGGGUUGACCACGUUAAAGUAUCUCUCAUCGGCCGCCAGAUGUUCGUCGCCGGAAACGGUGCCUCAAACCGCGUCACCAUCUCGAACAGCGAGUUCGACGGGUCGACCAGUUGGUCCGCUACCUGUGACGGCCACCACUACUGGGGCAUCUACUUGACUGGCUCCUCAGACCUGAUCACCAUGAAGGGCAACUACAUCCACCACACCUCCGGCCGCAGCCCCAAGAUUGGAGGAAACACCCUCCUGCACGCAGCCAACAACUACUGGUACGCCAACUCUGGCCACGCCUUUGACAUCGCAGCCGGUGGCCAGGCUGUCGUCGAGGGCUCCGUGUUCCAGAACGUGGUCACGCCGCUUCUCGCCAACUCGGGGGGCAAGCUUUUCGGCAGCCCGUCUACGAGUGCCAACACUGCCUGCUCCAACUACUUGGGCCACGCUUGCCAGUUGAAUGCUUUUGGAAGCUCUGGAACCCUGGGAGGGACUGAUACCUCUUUCUUCAGCAACUUCAAUGGCAAGUCUAUUGCUAGUGCUGCCACGGCUAGUUCGAAUAUCGCAAAUACUGCGGGUGUUGGCAAGAUCUGA